UUAAAGAAGAGAAGCAGCUUUCAGAAAAAUCCUUCCGCACAACCCAAGGUAAGCCUCCAUUGCAGACCACCAGUCGCCAAUCCUAACUCCGCCAUCAUGGGUCGCAUGCACAGUCGUGGUAAGGGUAUUUCAGCUUCUGCUCUCCCUUACAAGAGAACUCCUCCUAGUUGGCUCAAGAUCUCCGCUCCAGAUGUUGAGGACAACAUUUGCAAGUUCGCUAAGAAAGGAUUGACCCCUUCACAGAUUGGUGUGAUUCUUCGUGACUCUCAUGGAAUUGCACAAGUAAAGAGUGUUACUGGUAGCAAGAUCUUGCGUAUCCUCAAGGCACACGGGCUUGCACCUGAGAUUCCAGAGGAUUUGUACCACCUGAUUAAGAAGGCUGUUGCCAUUAGGAAGCAUUUGGAGAGGAACAGGAAGGAUAAGGAUUCUAAGUUCCGUUUGAUUUUGGUGGAGAGCAGGAUCCAUCGCCUUGCUCGCUAUUACAAGAAAACAAAAAAGCUCCCACCUGUCUGGAAAUACGAAUCUACCACUGCCAGCACACUUGUGGCAUAGGGUGAGACUUGAGCUGGAGUAGCUUUGGCUGAUCGCAAUAUGUAGUUUUCUUGUGUCAUGAAUUGUUUGCUAAAUCCAAUUUUGUUUGAUUUAAUCAUGCUACUCAAUGGAAGAUAGUUUUCUGGAUAGUAUUUGCUCCUAUUUUUACCAAGUGUUAAGCAUAGAUACUUUUAUUUAGAUAUUCGAAUGAAUGACUUGUUUCUCAA
Molecule: messenger RNA, 758 nt
Organism: Solanum verrucosum
Lineage: Eukaryota; Viridiplantae; Streptophyta; Magnoliopsida; Solanales; Solanaceae
Product: 40S ribosomal protein S13
Exons: 5
Coding region: 97-552 (151 amino acids)
Biological process (GO): translation
Cellular component (GO): cytosolic small ribosomal subunit; ribosome; nucleolus
Molecular function (GO): structural constituent of ribosome; small ribosomal subunit rRNA binding
Source: RefSeq, a predicted model, not a curated record